Prunus mume (Japanese apricot) is the source of this 895-nucleotide messenger RNA. The record is from RefSeq and is a predicted model, not a curated record. Lineage: Eukaryota; Viridiplantae; Streptophyta; Magnoliopsida; Rosales; Rosaceae.
CCAACAUUCUCACAAUCAAUACACUUUCUCAUCACUUCAUAUUUUACAAAGCAUUUUCAUUUGAAGCUUUCCUUCCUUCCACUAAAAGAAAUCAACAUGGGUGAUGCAGAAUCUUUGCAUUCCGCUGAUGAGCUGAAACGCCAGAAGAAAAUCAAAAUGGCCAUCUAUAUUAGUAUUUUCGUUGUGUUUCAGAUCAUAGUUAUCACCACAAUGAGUCUUACUGUCAUGAAAGUCAAGACCCCCAGGUUCAGGCUAGGCAACAUCAACGUCCAGAGCUUCGAAUCUGUCCCGGCAACGCCUUCAUUCGACACGAAAUUCACAACCCAGAUCAAGAUCAAGAACUCAGCCAACUGGGGUUCCUACAAGUUCAAUGCUGCCAAUGUCACAUUUCAAUACCAAGGCAUGACUGUGGGAGUAAUUAAUAUCGCAAAGGGCAAGGCUGGAUGGCUUUCGACCAUAAAAAGAAAUGUGGAGGUGACUUUGAGUUCAAGUGGAUUAACUGGUUCAAAUCUGGGCAGCGAAUUGAGCAGUGGGGUGUUGACGCUCAACAGCGUAGGCAGAUUGAAUGGAAAAGUAGCAAUUAUGUUCAUAAUGAAGAAGAAGAAGGCUAGCAACAUGAACUGCACCAUAGCUUUUGAUGUGGCAGCCAAGACUCUCAAAUCUUUACAGUGCAAAUGAGGGGAGUAGCUAAGCAUCCAGGAUGAAUCUUCAGCAUUGGGAUUGCGACUAGCUAGUUCUUGAUUUGUGACUGUUCUUAUUCUUUUUAUUCUUUGUAUCUGUGCGGCGAUUGGAUUUGUUAUAGAGUUAUAAUGGUAUCUGUUUUCUUUACCACUCCCCUGUUCUUCUUUUGUUCUUAUUUUUUCACUGAAUAGAGAAAUACCUGGCAUGACUGCAA